Messenger RNA from Eremothecium cymbalariae DBVPG#7215, 939 nucleotides. It is a transcript of the gene THI80, whose product is annotated as thiamine diphosphokinase. NCBI's taxonomy places the organism in Eukaryota, Fungi, Ascomycota, Saccharomycetes, Saccharomycetales, Saccharomycetaceae. Gene Ontology annotation, biological process: thiamine metabolic process; thiamine diphosphate biosynthetic process. Bases 1 to 939 code for a protein of 312 amino acids. The record is from RefSeq and is a predicted model, not a curated record. Gene Ontology annotation, molecular function: thiamine binding; ATP binding; thiamine diphosphokinase activity. The transcript has a single exon.
AUGGGUGAAGUCGUUGAGAAUCCAGACAGCAUUCAUGUUGAUUUCACAAAGUAUGAUAUAAAACGAAGAAUAGAUAUAAAACAGGUUUUUCAGAAUUGUUUGAGAAGCUGCAUACUGAUUUUGAACCAGGAUAUAUGUAUGACUAAGGAUGUUUUUAUUAAGUUGUGGAAAAAUAAUCAAAUAUGUGUCUGUGCGGAUGGGGGUGCUAACAGAUUAUAUGAAUUCUUUCAAGAUGAGGACGACAGGAAAACAUAUCUGCCUACGUAUAUCGUUGGGGAUAUGGAUUCUUUACGUAAUGAAGUUCGAGAAUACUAUAGAGGUCAAAAUGUGCUAAUAAUUGAGCAGAAGUGCCAGUACUCUAACGAUUUCAUGAAGAGUAUAAAGGUCAUUUCGGACCAUUUCGCUUCUCCCACUGUCCCCAAGCUGUUGGAAACAAAUAUUAAUCAUGUUGUUAGCGGUUUAAAGGCUUCAAAUAACAAUACUUCACAUGAUCAAGGUAAGAACGAUAUUGCUCCGGUAAAACUUGUAGUCCUCAAUGCUAUCUAUGGGAGGUUCGAUCACACAAUUCAAUCUGUCGCAGAAUUAUAUCGUUUGCAGAAUCAGCUGCCGCACUUCAGUACUUAUUAUUUAACCCCAAAAGAUUUGUUGUUCCUGCUACCUGCUGGAGGUACUUCAUUGACUUUCACUGAAGGAGAAAGAGACCACCUCUUUGGUAAUUGUGGGUUGCUACCGUUGGCUGGGCCUUGUACUAUUGUCAAGACAGAAGGUUUGAAGUGGGAUGUGGCGAAUUGGAGGACUGGUAUAUUAGAAGGUCAAUUGAGCACUAGCAACCGGUUUGUUGGUGAUAAUGGAUGUUACAUCAAUUCAGAUUGUAGUAUCGUGGUGAACAUAGAACUGAAGUGGGAAGUGGUUGAAAAAGAUGCAUUUUUUGAAAAAUAA